UAAAAUUUUGUCUCAACAGCCAUCAUAAAGCUUUGUAAAUUUGUCAGUUUGCAAUAGUUACAAAAAGAAAAAGAUUGAGUCGGUCCAUUAGUUAUACGAGUCAAGGUUGUGUCACAAGAUCUGAGAACAUUAGAUUGCGAUUCAGAACUGGUUCAACUCUUUCAUAACUCUCUCUCAAAUUAAGCUUUAACGGAAACCCUUGAAAGCCAAGGGAACUGAAAUGGGAAACACACUGGUGAUUCGAAUCAGCAGAAAACUCUGAGUUCUUUAUUAUCUUUCGUUUAUGCUUUCGGUUUAGUUCUGUUUUAUCAAGUAUAUUAACUUGCAGGUGAGUUGACUGACAAAGCUAAUCAGUUGACUCAAGAGAAAAAGUUUUCAAUUCAACCCCCCUCCCCCUCCCAUCUCUUGAAUUUCAGUAUGCAAUUGUUUUCACUAAAAUUUUUAUGGCCAAACAACCAAUUUUUGAAUAAAAUUAAAUAGUUUUUUCUGAAAAAAGAAAAUUUCUCAUGAUUAAAUGAAGCCUAAGCCUAAUGUUUGCCUUGAGGAAUAAAAAUUAAAGACGUUUCUAACAAAAUACUGAAAAAAGUGCAAAUGACCCAAAUUUUGGGGAGAAAGCAAUCAAAAGGGGAUAAAAGAGUUUGUCAAUUAAGUGGGAGUCGAAAAGUUUUAAAAUUGAGUAAAUUUUCAGCAUUGUCCAAACUUUUUACUUUUACAUUUUUACUCCACAACUAGUUGUUUAACAAUUAUGCGCAGUUAUUAGAUAAUUGAACAGUUGUUGGACAACUCCUAUACUUAUUUGAAUAAUUUGACUCAUUUUAACUUAAUUAAUAUUACUGAAUCCAACUUAUGCCAUUUAAUUGGUUGAGGACUUAAUUAAAAGGGUCUUAAGGCCACAGUUUCCUCCAAUUUCCGUCUCGUCGUCAACUUUAAAUAGAGCUUAAAGAAGGUAUUAUUAACCGAAAAAAUGGCACUUGCCAAGGCUAAGGAAAUUGUUUCUGGCAAUCCAGUUGUGGUCUUCAGCAAGACAUAUUGUCCAUUCUGCGUUAGCGCCAAGGAUUUGUUGUCUACGCUCGGUGCUUCGUUCAAGGCUGUUGAGUUAGAUUCUGAAAACGAGAUCCACGCAGCAUUGGCUGAAUGGACUGGUCAGCGAACUCUACCAAACGUCUUCAUCAGCGGGAAGCACAUUGGUGGUUGUGACUCCACAACUACUUUGCACAGGGAAGGGAAUCUUGUUCCUAUGCUAACUGAGGCUGGAGCACUUGCUAAAUCAAAUGAAGUAGUUAGUUGAUUAAUGAAUUAAAGUGAUUUUAUGUUUUCGUUAGCUAAGUGAGUGGUAAUGUAAAUAUGAAAAGAAAAGAAUUUCGCUUCAAGUCUAAAUGAUUUCAUUAGUUGAAAAACCUGGGAAGCUCCUGGAAGUAACACCAAUAUCAUUACAUUUAUAAUCGAUGCCUAAAUCAUGAUUACA
Messenger RNA from Capsicum annuum, 1465 nucleotides. RefSeq names its product glutaredoxin-like. Lineage: Eukaryota; Viridiplantae; Streptophyta; Magnoliopsida; Solanales; Solanaceae. The record is from RefSeq and is a predicted model, not a curated record. Gene Ontology annotation, cellular component: cytoplasm. The coding region runs from base 965 to 1288 and encodes 107 amino acids. Gene Ontology annotation, biological process: cellular response to oxidative stress. Gene Ontology annotation, molecular function: glutathione disulfide oxidoreductase activity. The transcript is spliced from 4 exons.